AUGCCAAGACCUGGAAAAAAUUCUUACGAUGAUCAGAAGCCUCCAUAUUCGUAUAUUUGGUUAACAUAUAUGGCUAUACAGAAUUCAGAAGAAAAGAUGCUCCCGUUGACUGAAAUUUACAAAUAUAUUAUGGAUAAAUUUCCAUUUUAUCGUAAAAAUACACAACGAUGGCAAAAUUCGCUCAGACAUAAUUUAUCAUUCAAUGAUUGUUUUGUUAAGAUACCACGACGACCAGAUAGGCCUGGUAAAGGAUCUUAUUGGGCAGUUCAUCCAAACGCUCUAGGAAUGUUUGAAAAUGGCAGCUGUUUGAGACGAAGGAAAAGGUUUAAGAUCCAAACAUAUGGUACUAGCGAAGAUUUGCAACAUCCACCACCGAAACGAACCUAUUAUCAGCCACCAUGUUCAUCAUUUCAAUGGCUAUUGCCCACUCAUUUACCAUCAUCGAUAACAGCUGGUACUUUCAUGGAUCCACAACAACUAUUCCUUACAACUCAUAGUCUCUUUUUAUUUCCUUCUUUAGCUCAAUCAUCAGCUGAUUUAUCUACCAUUAUCACACCAAAACCGAUGUGUAAUUCGUCGUUUACCAUUGAUUCAAUAUUAUCAUCACCAACUUGA
Cercopithifilaria johnstoni is the source of this 615-nucleotide messenger RNA. NCBI's taxonomy places the organism in Eukaryota, Metazoa, Nematoda, Chromadorea, Rhabditida, Onchocercidae. The record is from the annotation of a GenBank genome assembly.